Messenger RNA from Fomitopsis serialis, 831 nucleotides. RefSeq names its product RmlC-like cupin domain-containing protein. The record is from RefSeq and is a predicted model, not a curated record. The coding region runs from base 1 to 831 and encodes 276 amino acids. NCBI's taxonomy places the organism in Eukaryota, Fungi, Basidiomycota, Agaricomycetes, Polyporales, Fomitopsidaceae. The transcript is spliced from 4 exons.
AUGAGCAUUGUUCCUCGUCGUAGCUACGAGCGCGCAGGUGGUGAUUAUGGCUGGCUGAAGACGUUCCACUCAUUCAACGUUGGAGGGUUCAGUGAUGGAAAGCAUGACAACUUUGGAUGCCUCCGAGUCAUCAAUGAGGACCGUGUUGAGCCUGGGUCGACAGGCUCCGGCCUACAUCCCCACCGCGAGUUCGAGAUAUUCUCGUAUAUCGUUUCAGGGCAAAUUAUGCACGAGGAUUCGAUGGGCAACCGCGAGCUGCUCAAAAGUGGCGAUGUACAGUUGACAUCCUCGGGCACUGGAAUCCGGCAUAGCGAGAAGAGCUACGGACCCGAACAAAGUUACUUUUUUCAAAUCUGGAGCAUACCUAGCGAGAGCAAGCUCACCCCGCGAUACUACACUCGACCUGAUACCGGAUCCGCUUGCAGCCAUUUUGAGGAAGAGGAGAAGCGAGACAAGUGGUGCUUGAUCGUCGCACCAAUCAAUUCUCCGACGGUCACCGAAGCGCGCGAGGCGUCGAGCUCACCUGCACCUGUGCAUUCGCCCCUCUCGUUCUACGCGGCAGUCAUCUCUCCCAACAAGUCUCUUCCACGCACAUUCCCCACUGCCGGGCGUGACGCAAAGAGUAAAGUCUACAUCCAUAUUGCCCAGACCUCAGGCUAUAAUCCCGCGAAAGAGGCGAGAGGCGCGCAUGUCAAGGUCUCCGUUGGCGAUGCGAGCCAGGAACUGUGGGAAGGUGACGGCGCAUACAUAUUCGGUGAACCAGACAAGGAGCUGGUCGUGGAGAACGUCAGCGACCUCACAGCAGAAGUGCUUUUGUUCGAAGUCGAGUGA